This is a messenger RNA of Agrilus planipennis (emerald ash borer), 1796 nucleotides long. It is a transcript of the gene barc, whose product is annotated as HIV Tat-specific factor 1. The record is from RefSeq and is a predicted model, not a curated record. The transcript is spliced from 3 exons. Gene Ontology annotation, molecular function: RNA binding. The coding region runs from base 113 to 1687 and encodes 524 amino acids. Gene Ontology annotation, cellular component: U2-type spliceosomal complex; U2 snRNP. Gene Ontology annotation, biological process: mRNA splicing, via spliceosome. Lineage: Eukaryota; Metazoa; Arthropoda; Insecta; Coleoptera; Buprestidae.
GAGUAAAAGUAAUAAUAAGAAGAAGUUGUAAGGUUAUAUUUAUAGUAUUCGCUUAUAUUAAUAUUAAUAAUUAAUAUUUGUGUAAAUCCGUCUUAAUGUGAAUACUUUAAUCAUGUCUGAAAAUAAAAUUGCAAAAGAUUUAACUGAAAACAAUUCAGAUAAUCGAACAACGAAUUGUUGUGAUGAAGGUUAUGAAGAUGAAGCAAUACAUGAAGAUUCUGUUACAAAUAUUAGUUCAACUUCUUCAGAAACCACUGAAAAGGUUACAAAAACAUGCCAAGAAGACAUUCAAAAACCUGUAUGUAGUGUAAAUAUUUCAACUGGAACUUCUGACGAACACAACCUUGAUAUAAAUAGUGAUGUUUCAGUUAAUGCAAUUUCUUCUUCAGCAACCGGUAAUUGUGAUACAGAUACAUCUAUUAAUGUUGAAGUUGCAGAAGGUGAGAGUAAGACAAGUUCAGAAGUGACUGAUCCUAGUAGCUCUUAUGAUCCUAAAUACGUCCAUUAUGAGGGCGAUGUCGCUGUUUAUAAAGAUCCCAAGUCAGGCUAUGAGUAUACAUGGAAUAAAGACAGCGAAGAAUGGACUUUACGUAAUAAUGAAAACUACAGUUUUGAAGAUGAUACACACACAUAUACAGAUAAAGAUGGAGUAAAGUACUUUUGGGACAAAGAGAAGUCAGCUUGGUUUCCAAAAAUCGAUGACGAUUUUAUGGCUAUGUACCAGUUGAAUUAUGGUUUUAUUGUUAAUACAGAAAACAAACUCGAAGAGAGUAAAGAAGAUGAUGAAGAAGAAACAGCAAAUCCUAGAAAUGAAGCAGUAAAUCAAAAUUUGGGUCAGAAACGUAAAUCUGCCAAAGACCCAGAGUGGUUUCAAGUUGAUGACCAACACAACACAAACGUUUAUGUCAGCAAUUUACCUUUGGACAUAACAGAGCAAGAAUUCGUCGAUUUCAUGCAAAAGUGUGGGCUAGUAAUGCGAGACCUCGCAACAGGCAAAAUGAAAGUUAAACUCUAUACAGAAAAGGACACCAAUAUUUUAAAGGGCGAUGCCCUAUGUACGUACAUAAAGAAAGAAUCGGUAGAUUUAGCCCUAAAUGUCUUAGACGGCUAUAAUUACAAAGGACAUAAAGUAAAAGUGGAAAGAGCCAAGUUUCAAAUGAAAGGGGAAUAUAAUCCAUCCCUAAAACCUAAAAGGAAGAAAAAGGAUAAAGAAAAAAUGAAAAAAAUGCAAGAAAAACUGUUUGACUGGCGUCCUGAAAAGUUGCGAGGUCAACGUGCUAAGCAUGAAAAGGUUGUAAUUAUUAAAAACGCUUUUGAACCCUCUAUGUUUGACCACGACGUGAGUUUGAUAUUAGAAAUUCAAAAGGACGUGAGAGAAGAAUGUACAAAGUGUGGGGUGGUAAGAAAAGUUGUUAUUUUCGAUAGACAUCCUGAGGGAGUUGUACAAGUCAACAUGAAAUCAGCUGAAGAAGCAGACGAAGUUAUUCAAUUAGUUAAUGGACGAUUUUACAACAAAAAGCAGCUUUCAGCAGAAACAUGGGAUGGUAAGACUAAGUACAGAAUUGCAGAAACUGACUCAGAGAUUUCCAAGAGAAUUGAUAAAUGGGACAAAUUUUUGGAAGGAGAUGAAAAGCAACCCGCAGAAAACGAGGAACAACCCGUACAAAAAGAAACACAUACGAAAUAAAAUACAAUCAUCUAGGUAUGCAAUUUAUUGUAAUAUUAACAUUUAAAAAAUAUAUCAACUAAGAUUAACCAAUAUUCAUACAAGAAUUAAAGAGAGAGCGGAUAUAGUA